GAGCUGUAACCGAGGACGAAAUAUCUUACAUCGCGAGUACGUUGCAACCGAGGGAAUGUCUCAGUUUGUUGUACCUGUUGCAUCACGGAUACAAAAAGAGACGAAGAAGGAAUUCUGAAAUCAAGAUCACGGAAGUUAGACCAAGAUCCGCUCAAAUAACUCCCUGCGAAACGAUGCUAUUAAAUUAUUGGCGAGAUCCCAGCACCAGAAAUCACAGAGACUUUUCCCGCGUAUCGAGGACUCUUCGUCAAGUGAAAAGACAAGACUUGGCAAGGUGGUUGUGCGGUGGAAGACCGUCGUGCUUUUCCAGAGACGGUGAUUACAAUGGAACAAAUGACGCUUCGUCAAUGACUGCGCAAAUGCAGGUGAUACCGAUCUACGCGAGCAGAGCUCUCCCUGAUCACGAGUCAUCGAUUGAUCCGACUUUGGACGCUAUGAUUUGGAUAUACAUCGCCCUCGCAGUUAGCGCUACCGCAGCUGUCUUACUCUGCGUGCAUUACUUGUUUAAAAAAUUUCGCAAACCUUCGCAAUACAUAUCUUUAGCUGACAAACGAAGUGUCCAACAUGCCUGUCGAUACACGGACAAUAACGAAGGCGUCUUUCCUUGCAGCAAGAAAAAUAGAUAUCCUCAAACGCAAUCGGGAUGCGGAUGUUCGAGCAAUUGAUACGCCAUUUAUUGUAAUAAUCAUUAUAAAACCCCGCAAUAUAUUUACGAUAUUAAAUAGUAUAUCACCGUCAACGAUCAGUGUCAUGGUUUUUUGACAAAUACUCACAGAGAGAUCUAAUCUUCCUAUUUCAUGCAACCUUUUUUUCAUUUUCUUCCGAGCUCCUCAGUUCUGUUCUUUGAGAGCCAUUUCAUUGUAUUCUUCAAGUUUGAUUUCAAAACUCAAUUCCAGUCGUCCGAAAAUACUGUCACAUGAAUCUGUGAAAAUCUGUUCCAAGGGCUUGGGAAUCGUCCGGAGACAUACAGUUUAAUAAACUGUUUCAUCAAUCGGUCGUAACUGUCUUCUCGCACACGAUAAACAGAGGGGGAAAAAAUUGAAAUUUUUGACAGUUGCGAUCUCAUUUGCCCCUCGUGUAUUUCAGGCAUCGAUCGUUUUAUUCCGUCAGAAAAUCCACUCGAGUUUUUC
Messenger RNA from Athalia rosae (coleseed sawfly), 1130 nucleotides. RefSeq lists its product as uncharacterized. The transcript has 4 exons. NCBI's taxonomy places the organism in Eukaryota, Metazoa, Arthropoda, Insecta, Hymenoptera, Athaliidae. The record is from RefSeq and is a predicted model, not a curated record. Bases 174 to 665 code for a protein of 163 amino acids.